Hansenula anomala is the source of this 1657-nucleotide messenger RNA. RefSeq lists its product as uncharacterized. NCBI's taxonomy places the organism in Eukaryota, Fungi, Ascomycota, Saccharomycetes, Phaffomycetales, Wickerhamomycetaceae. The record is from RefSeq and is a predicted model, not a curated record. Gene Ontology annotation, biological process: thiamine biosynthetic process. Gene Ontology annotation, molecular function: hydroxymethylpyrimidine kinase activity; phosphomethylpyrimidine kinase activity. Bases 49 to 1644 code for a protein of 531 amino acids. Gene Ontology annotation, cellular component: cytosol. The transcript has a single exon.
AACCCACCUUGAUACUUGCUCAACUACCAAACAAACAUCCAUUCAAUCAUGUCCACCACUGUUGUUCCAAUUACAUGGCCAAAGCUUGAACCAUCAAAACUAUCUACGGUGCUCACUGUUGCAGGCUCUGACUCUUCAGGUGGAGCUGGUAUUGAAGCUGAUAUUAAAGCAAUCACUGCAAAUGGUGCUUAUGCCUUGACUGCAAUCACUGCUUUGACUGCUCAAAAUACAAAAGGUGUUGAUAGUGUUGUUUACACUGAUAAAACUCAGUUUGAAAAAAUUUUGAAUGCUAAUUUUUCAGAUAUAGAUAUUGAUGUUGUAAAGACUGGUUUAUUGACUGUUGAUGCAAUUGAUGUGUUAGCUGAUUUUGUUUCUAAAUACCACGUUGGUAAACCUUUUGUCAUAGAUCCUGUUCUUGUUGCAACUUCAGGUGCUACACUGGGUAAAAAAGAAGUGUUAUUAAGAGCAAUUGAUAAAUUAAUUAAAAAGGCCACAUUAUUAACUCCAAAUUUCAUUGAAGCCAAAGAAAUUUUAAAACAUUUGGAUUUAGAUUUUGAAGUUGAAAACUUAGAAGACUUGAAAAAAGCUGCUAAAAUAAUCCAAUCCAAGACUGGAGUUGUUAGUGUGUUAUUGAAAGGUGGUCACAUCCCAUGGAACUCACAAAAUAAAGUUGCAAAAGAAGGUGAAGAAGCUAUAAUCACUGACGUUUUGUAUCACUCUGUUGAUGAUUCAUUCACCGUUUACGAAUCAGAUUUCGUCAUUACUGAAAACACACAUGGUACAGGAUGUACUUUAGCUUCAUCAAUUAGUGCUAAUUUGGCUAAAGGGUAUGAUGUUAAGCAUGCCAUAGAUUCAGCAAUAAGAUAUGUUCAUGGUGGUAUCGUUGCAGCUUCCAAGAUUGGACAUGGUAACGGUCCUUUGAAUCAUGUUUAUCAUAUUGUCUCCACCCCAGCAUUAACACAUAGUUUAAGUACCUUAUUUCUUGAAGGUCAUUUCGUUGACUUCUUGAAAUCACAUCCAACUGUUACUCCAAUAUGGGAUAUGUACGUGAAUCAUCCAUUUGUUGCCCAAGUUGCCAAUGGUUCAUUACCAAAACAUAAGUUUGUUCAUUUUCUGAAACAAGAUUAUGCAUAUUUAAUCAACUAUGCUCGUGUUCAUUCUUUAGCUGCUAGUGUUGCCCCAGAUAUUGGAUGUAUUCAAAGGGAAGCUGGAAUUUUGGAGAAUAUUGCACAUGAAAUGAAAUUACAUGUUGGUAAAUUAGCUAAACAUGGUAUAACUGAUUUAACCUCAUUGAAGCUAAGUCGUGCAGGUAAAGAGUAUGCUGAUUACUUGAUGGCUAUUGCUAAAGGGGGUGACUGGUUUGAAAUUAAUGUCGCAAUGGCACCAUGUUUAUUUGGUUAUAGUGAAGCUGCAUUCAAUGCUGAAGUUACUGUCGGUGAAGGUGAAUAUCUUGAAUGGAUUAAUGAUUACAAAUCUGAAGGGUAUUCAGAUGCUGUGGAAUUGGGUAGAAUCACUUUAGAAAGACAUUCUAUUGGGAUAAGUACAGAUAAAGCCUUGAAAUUAGUUAAAAUAUUUGCAGAUGUUGCUUUAUUGGAGGUGAAUUUUUGGACUGACGCAUUGAACUUUGAAGAAGAAACAAAUUAAAAUCAAUACAAAU